Molecule: messenger RNA, 12306 nt
Organism: Anopheles gambiae (African malaria mosquito)
Lineage: Eukaryota; Metazoa; Arthropoda; Insecta; Diptera; Culicidae
Gene: jim
Product: zinc finger protein 316
Exons: 8
Coding region: 2407-5250 (947 amino acids)
Source: RefSeq, a predicted model, not a curated record
CCAGCUAAAAUAGAAAACAGAGAAAACGCACUCAGUCUGUAAUAUGCUCUUUAUCCGUUCGGCGGCACCAGCAGCAGCAGCAGCGGCCGCACUUGUGAUCCCGGUGUGGAAUUAUUAUUAUUUUGUUAUUCAAAAGUCUGGCCCUCCUUCCUUCCCCCAAACAAACCGCCAUCUCCCGCCCCAAGCCCCCCAGUUUACCGUUUAAAAGUUGGUUCCGCGCACUGCCUCGGUGUUUCGGUGUUUCGGCGGGGUUUCCGAAAUUCGCGCGCGCGGCUCCGUGUUGCGUGCUACUGCUUGCAAGGGUGAUGGUGGCUGCUCCGAGUGAUUAGAAAUCAUUAGUAGCUGCAACCCCCGUGCGGGAGCACAACUCCGGAUAAGAGAAGGUUUCAGUGUGAAACGACUAAUACACGGUACUGCAUCCUGCGGGACUGAUUUUCGGCAUGCAUUAGUUCAUCUAAAAGGCAAACAAUUUGAAAAGAAAACAACAACAAGUUUAAACCCUUUCUGUGUGAACUUUGGAAAUACGCACGGGGCUACGGAAAGCAUGUGAAAGAGUGUGUUUUGAAGUGCUAAAGUUGUGUUGAAACCGAAAUCUUCCAAUUCUGCAACGUGCAACCAGCUACAGAAGCAACAGACACAGGCCGCACAAAAUAUGUAGAAGAGUGCAAACAUCUGAUACGAUUUGUUAUAUCGUUUUGUUUUUUUUUGCUUUUCCUUUUGCGCUCCGUUAUUUUUUUAUGAUACAAAACCCCCAACCCAAUAGUGUGUUAAGUUUUAGUGUGUGAAAAUUCAAGUGACAGUGUGUGCUUUCAUCCGGAAUUUUGCCUCUUCUUUUCUCACCCAUGUUUGGCAGGACUUUAAAAAACGAGGGUAGCUUACCAAUAUCGUUCAGUUAAACAGUCACUUACGCUCUGCAAACUGUAUUUUCAAACCUUGCAACAAACACACACUCACGGUGCCGGUAUUAGCUGCUGUCAAAAUUACAAGCUCACAAGCUAACGUUUAACGCCCAGGGAACAUUUUAAGUGAGGCAUAGUUUAACAAAAAAAAAAAGCAAAAAAAGAAGAAAAAAACCGCAACUAAAAAUGGUGCCAACAACGGACAAAGUAAUGCAAAAAGUAUGAAACAAUUUGCCCGGUACGAUUAAUUUGUCUCGCGCGGGUCAAUCACCACCAUCGCCACCGCCGCCAACGAGCUCAAGGACGAGGACAGAGCGCGCCCAUUUGCUAAAAUUGGGAACCAUUUAAAACUGCAUUAACCCAGCGCUCGGGGGAGGAAAUAGUUGCACUUUUUCGCAAACAUCACCGAUAACAGGGAAAAAAGAAGAAGCGCGCGUGUGUCCAUUUGCUCCACUGCUGUGGAUUUAACCAACGUUGCGCAAGUAAUUAGAAUGGCUGGCGGAAAAUCUGGCACCGCUGGUGGAACUGCUGCCGCCCGGUGGUGGUGCUGCUGUCGUCGAUGAACAGCCUGGCUCGCUAUCCGCGAAGUUUCGCGCUUAGUGCGUCCUGCAGUGUGAAGCGCCCGCCAAUCCAGAGCAUAGCGUUUGACCCGGAGCAUAUCAUCGGUGUGCUCUGCCUGCGCGCGUCCGCGUCCGCUUUCAAACGUUCCAAUCCAACAAAACGGUGCUGAUAAGGUGUCUGUGUGCGUCUGAGACGGGUGAAGUGCGUGUGUGAGAUGUUGUUUUAGUUUAUUACUAUUUUGUUCUGAUUGAGUGUGAUCAAGACUAUAAUUUGAGCAAAAAUCGGCAAGAAACAAGCGUUAGCGAGGGAAAGAGCAGAAAUACAACAAACACGCCGUUUAUUACCGUUGCUCUGCGCGCGUGCAGCCGUUUGGAGUGUCUUCCUGUUUGAUUUUUGGCGUAACCUUUUACAUUGUGAUGACGAUAAAUAAAUGCUACCGAUAAUAACGUGAAACGUUGUUUAUUAUAGAGCGAGCAGCAGCGAGUUACCAGAGUACCAGAAAAAGGGAGAACACACAAUCAUUUUGGUUUUUCUUUCGUUGCCUCCUUUACAGACUACACUCAGCUCGAUCGUUUCGAGAAUCAAACAAAAAAUACAUAACAAAAAAAAAACAGUAAAAACAGAAGUAGAAAGAAAAGCUAGAACAGAACUUGCUUUCCUUCCCUCACCCCAUUCCGAACCAGGCCUGGAACCGUUAUUCAACAGGAAUGGCUCGCAUGAACUAGACCUAGCGGCUUGGUUCCCCGGUUUACUGGCAGCGCCUUCACCGACACUGGUAAAGCGAAACGGAAGGAAGAACUCCCCAAGAGGCGGCCAUAAACGCUUGCAAAAGAGAGAAAGACAGUUGCAAUAAACGCUCAGCACAAACAGUUGAAGCGAGAGAGAGAGAGAAAAAAAAGGAAGGCUUUCCAAUACACUGCCCGGAGGUGAGCCGACCGCCAAAACGAUGGCGAUCAACUUUUCGGCCUCGUUCGCGGCCUGCCUGGCGGCCGGGCUGAAGGUGCCGCGCCAGAUCAUGUACUGCAUCUCGCAGGAUACAGCCCCGUACGUGCUGUACAAGGAUUCGCAGGAAGCGGCCGAGCGGGGGGCGGCCGCCGCCGCCGCCGUCCAGUGGGGCAAUGCCGAGGGCCAGGCCAUCUACCAGCAGAACGCGCAGAACCAUCUGCAGGCGCACAUGAACGGGGCGGCGACGCAGCAGCAGCUGGUGGCCGCGGCUGCCGCUGCCGCCGCUCAGCACCAUCACCAGCAGCAGCAGCAGCAGCAGCAGCAGCAUCACCAGCAGCAGCAGACAUCCGCCAAUCACAGUCCGCCGAAUCAGGACAAUAGGCCACAGCAACCGGGUGAACAAGCGAAUGGUCAUCUACACAGCCCGGCCACUAGUCCGUAUCCUGCGAAUAACGGUCCAGACAUUGAGGAAGAUUUGAUCAAGGUACAAAGCAUGCAACAAGCCGUUCAGCACCAGCAGCAGAACGGGCAGCAACAGUUGGUCCAGCAGCAGCAGCAACAGCAAGGUGGCAACAACUCCUCCGGCAAUCAUCCGAACGAUCCGAACCAGCAGGGCAAUCCAUCGGCUCCCGGCUCCGGCGGUGGCGGUGGUGGUGGCGGCGGUGGCGGACCACCAGGACCGCCCGGGUGCUUCGGGAACGAGGCCGCCUCCCAGGCCGAGCUGAACUACUACGCGCAGCGGCAUCACGCCGCCGGUCCGCAGGGCGCGAUGCUACCGCCGCCCGGCUUUGCCCCACUGCACCACUAUCUCAACCAGAAGGGCGUCCUGCCGGUGGGCAUGCCGGCCGGGCUCGACCAGUCCGGGGCGCUCGAGCAGUACGGCAUGCCGGACCUGCUGCACGGCGGCGCCAACGCACCCGGGAACGCUCCCGGUGCGCCCGGAGCAGCCGGCAACCAACAGCAGCAGCAGCAGCAACAGCAGCAGCAGCAGCAACUCCACCACUCACCCACCAACGGUGGUGUCGCUCCGAACGGUAAUGCCGGCGCUGGCAGCACCACCGCCGGCGGCGGCGGCACUACCGGCGGCCACGCCAAGUCGAGUAAAAACUCCGACCUGCGGCUGUUCAAGUGUUUGACGUGCGGGAAGGACUUCAAGCAGAAGAGCACGCUGCUGCAGCACGAGCGCAUCCACACGGACUCGCGCCCGUACGGCUGCCCCGAGUGCGGCAAGCGCUUCCGGCAGCAGUCCCACCUGACGCAGCACCUGCGGAUACACGCGAACGAGAAGCCGUUCAGCUGCGCGUACUGUCCGCGCAGCUUCCGGCAGCGGGCGAUCCUGAACCAGCACGUCCGCAUUCACUCAGGUGAUAAGCCGUUCGGCUGCCCGUAUCCGGAGUGUGGCAAAAAGUUUCGACAAAAGGCCAUACUGAACCAACAUGUGCGCACCCAUCAAGAUGUGUCUCCGCAUUUGAUCUUCAAGAACGGUCCGCAUGCGACGCUCUGGCCCCAGGACGUGCCGUACCCGCCCGAGCUGGAGAACGCCCAGCCGAAGGACGAGCAAGCGUUCGGCGACGAGGCGUCCCAGGGCGGCGGCGAGUCGCGCGGCUGCUUCUCGCCCGACAACUAUCCGGCCUACUUCAAGGACGGCAAGGGCGUGAACCACUCCAUCUUCGGCAACAAUCUGCAGUAUCUGAACAAGGCGACGGGCGGCAAGGCGAUGCUGCCGGAUGUGAUCCAGCACGGCCGGUCGGCCGGUAUGCCGCUGUACGUGCGCUGCCCGAUCUGCCAGAAGGAGUUCAAGCAGAAGAGCACGCUGCUGCAGCACGGCUGCAUACACAUCGAGUCCCGGCCGUACCCGUGCCCGGAGUGUGGCAAGCGCUUCCGGCAGCAGUCCCACCUGACGCAGCAUCUGCGCAUCCACACGAACGAGAAGCCGUUCGGGUGCAUGUACUGUCCGCGGUUCUUCCGGCAGCGCACGAUCCUGAAUCAGCACAUCCGUAUACAUACGGGCGAGAAACCGUACCGGUGUGGACAGUGCGGCAAAGACUUCCGGCAGAAGGCCAUCCUUGAUCAGCACACUCGGACGCACCAGGGCGAUCGACCGUUCUGCUGCCCGAUGCCAAACUGCAGGCGACGCUUCGGUACCGAGCAGGAGGUGAAGAAACAUAUCGACAACCACAUGAACCCGCACUCUUCGAAAUCGCGCAAGCAGGCCGCCCUAAACAACAACAACAACAACAACAACAACAGCAACAACAACAACAAUAGCAGCAGUAACAAUAACAACAAUAACGACAACAGCGAAGCCGCACGCAACAACGGCACGGCGAAUGGAACCAAUGCCAGCGGCAACAACAACAACAACAACGCCGCCACCGCCAACAAUAAUAAUAAUAACAACAAUAAUAACAAUAACAACAACAACAACAACAAUGGCAUUAUUGAGCAGAAGGUAUCGCCCACGUUCCUGAUGGACAAGCAGAACCAGCUGAUCCAGCGCAUGGCGGCACCGGUCAAGCACGAGCUGUACUUCCCGCAGUGCUACGGCCCACCCUUCAACCAAUCGUUCGUGGCCGGGGCGGCUGCAGUGGCGGCUGCGAAUGCGAACGGGCAGGCGGCAGCGGCUGCCGCCGCAGCUGCGGCAGCAGCCGCCGCGGCCUCGCUUAGUGGUAGUGGUCCACCCCAGCAGCAGCCGGGCGGAGCGGGCAAUCAGCAGCCAGUGCCGCCGCCGCCCCAUGCCAACGGACCGUCCGUGCCGCCACCUCAGGUCUCAGCAGCGGCCGCUGCAGCCGUGGCAGCCGCGAUCGUGGCCGCCCCCGUACCGCAGGCCGUCGUGGCGCAGUGAUAUCCGAGCGAUCCACAGCAUUUGGUUCACCUGCCGCAGCAACAGCAGCAACAACAUCCAGCACCACCCCCGCCACCACCACCGCCACCACCACCACCACCACCAUCGUCAGCAUCCGGUCCCAUGCAUCACCCGCUAGGUACGAUGGCUAAUGGACACUAAACCAGCGCCGUUUGGAGCUUGGCAGCGGAUGGCCGGAUGGUCCAGUAAAUUGUCUCGAUACUAUGGUUUCUGCCACCGAACCCGAACCAAUUUCAACCCGGAUUUCUGGGUUAGCUUUUACAACCGUGCAGCGAUUGUCAAAUUCGCGAUCGAUAAGGAGGAGAGAUUUGUGGGGACAAGAAACAGGCGAACAGACGGCCAGCAGGACCGCAGGUGUGCAAGAUCGUAAUCGAAACCAAAGACUGAACGCGGGAGUAGAGCGGAGCGAGAGCAUUUCAACGGGCGAGCGCAAAGGGAGAACAAGCGGACAAAACCUGUGGAUCGGAUCGAAGCAGCGCUUGAGCAGCGCUUAAGCAGCUGAGAGAGAGCGGAGCAGUAAAACACACACUCGCUGUCCGGGACAGCAGGGGCAAUGAUGGGGGCAAUGCAAUGCCGCUCCCCUAGCAACGAUUGGUUACCAGAUGCAAGGAGCAAGAAGGGAAGCACUGAAGCAGGAAGACAGGCAAACGGGAGAGACUUCAACGCUGCAGCAAGCUAUGAGGCCUAAACCAGGACGUAAGAGAAAAAUACCCUCGGCAAGCUAAAAAAAGGGGUGUCAAUUUUCGUUUUUUUAUACUGUCAUUUCUAGUUUGUACAAAUCAUUUUAAGCUCCUUCUUUUUUUUUCUUUUUGUUAAUUUUAUUUACUAUAAUUUCACUCAACAAGGGGCGGGCUUCACAACUCGCCAGAGCAGACACGGUGAGCUGCUGUAAAGUGUGUCCACUAGAUUUAGCGAGCAUUCGGUGAGCACCUGGCAGCAUUGUUUUGUUUUUCGCAGGCACGCAUAAUUGUUUUAUUCUAAGCUAAUUAGGUAAGCAAGCAACGGGGACACGACAGCAAUGCAUAUACCUCUAUACGCGAUCGAUAAGACGAAUAGAUUUAAAAUGUAAUGUCUGCAAAACCACACACACACACACACACACAUAUGCGCACACACGACGUACAAAGCGCCACACCAGCCACACAGUGUGUCUAACAUAGUGAACAGUACUGUAUUAACUUUAACUAUUGGUCGUUUUUUAUGGCAAUCGUUAGUGAUUUUGUUUUACAUUUUAUAUCUCUCGCUCAUUAUCACUCUCUCUCACUCUUUUUCUCUCUGUGUGUCUCUGGUGUCGUGUACCGCGAAUAGUGCAAUAGCUACAGUAUAGUACUACAACCUUUAUACAAACAGAUGGUGCUAUUUUUCUUAUUGAAAGAGGGCGUUUUUUACACCACUCACACUCAGUAACACACAUCCACUACUCUCCUCAACCAAACCGAGCAACCGAUGCAAUAGACAAAUGGCUACGUUUUUUACAUACCCCGUUACACACCGCCAUUUUUGUGCAAAUGAAAAGGGCAAGCGAUUGAAGGGUGUGACACAGGGACAGAUUUUUGUUGUUUUUUAUUCUCGGGUGGAGAGAUGAAGCGAGAUUCACGUAGAGUUAAUGAAGAUACCGCAACCGCAAUAGGGAAUACAAGGUGGAGAGGAUCAACGUUAGUGCAAUUAAGUUAUAUUAUACAAUACAGGCAGGAUAUACUACUAUAGUUACACAAGCAAACCAAGAGAUACAACACACACCCAAACACACACCACGUACACGCAACCGGAACUCUGGAUGUACUUUUGUAUCCACUUGUUCUCAACCUCGUUCAGGCCCUUUCCCUCCGUCUGGGGGAGAGGUGCCAAACAUUAAGCAGGCGCCAACCAGCCACUGCUGGCAAUAGUUAAGGACCUUAGGGAGACAGCAAGCAGCACUCCGCUCUAUCACACAGGGGGGGGAGUGAUCUUACUAAGUCACCGAACAGACACACAUAGAACACACGAUAGAACAAUAUACAGUUGUUAUUUAGUACCUACAAUAUAUACAAUAAUAGAGAGAGAGACAGAGAGACAGCUAGCGGAACAGACAAAAUGGGACAAACACACACACAUAAAGAGAAGAGAUAGCAGAGAAGUAGACAAGAGUGAGAAGAGAAAGAAGCAACCAAGAGUUAAGUCAACAAUAGUAAAUUGAAGUAACAUGGAUCAGGAUCGCAAAUCAACCGAAACAAUAGUAUCCACCAAACAUGGAUAACCGGAACUGGAUAAUAGAAAGUCCGUUUCCUUUUUCGCUCAUCGUUUUUGCCACCCCCUUCCGUUGGGACCUGACCAUUAAGCCGCCGCGGUCAAGUGCCUUGUGUAGCAUGUACUCAAGCAUGUUUUUUUUUGUUUUUUGGUUUUUUUUAACUGUUUCUCGUCACACAACAAUAGAACAGAACAAUCAAAACAACCAAUUAAAUGUGGCAGUGGUAGUAGACUUAAGUAAACAGAUGAAGCUAAAGCAGGGAGAAGCGUAAGCAUAAGGAAGGUCUAGUGAGGGAGAGAAUAUCUGGACACUGGCACGCUGGUGUGUGUGUGUGUGUGUGCAUGUACGUCGUGUGGUUUGUUAACGUAAAAAAAAACGAAGCAAAACAAAAUGUCUCCAAUGGGUGCGCGUGUGUGUGUGUAUUUAGUAAAUUUUGUUCAUAAUAUGUGUUGUAGUUUUCACUCUUUAUUUGCACCCUGGUACAAAAUGGGGUAUGGUAUUGUAUGGUUUUCAUAUGUUUACGUUUUUUUUUUUUUAUUAUACAUCUCGCAUCUCAAGCAUCGCGCAUAAAGGAUGUGAAAAUAAGGGUUAAAAUGUAAAGGAAUAAAAGGGACACUUGGGAGGGUUUGUUGUGCCAUCGGUCAAAACUGUGGUGGCCAGAAGGCAAAAACUGUGGAAAAAGAAGAAGGCAGUGUGGGUAAAACUGGAACGUGUGCCAUGCUUUUCAAUUGAACUGCCAAAGAAAACACUAGCACCGUGAAGGUUGAUCGGCAAGCGGAAGAUACAAGAGGAAUCAUUAACGUUGAAAUGGGGAAAAAAGAUAAAGGAAACGAAAGAAGCAAAAUGUUAGCAGAAAGUGUAACGAUUAAAGGAGAAGUGGUGCAGCUACAAAGAAAUGAAAGCACUCACACUAAAAAAAGGAAAAAUAGAAACAUGAAAACACAAUAUUUGCAAAACAAAACACAGUAACAGUAUAACACAGUGUAAGAAUGUAAUGACGGAAAGGUAACACGUUGCCGUGUGGUAAAACAAAUAAGGUAAAACAAUCGGUAAAAGCAGAAAAAGGAAGUCAAAGCGUUAAAGAAAUGGGAGAAAAUCUCGAAUUUAAAUGGAAGAGAAAUGGUUGAACACACAAAUAACUAGAAUGUAUAAAAAAAACGAAGAAAAUAAUAAUGGAAAAAAUCGCAUACUUACGAAGCAAACCAACCAAGUUGGCAAAGCAACCGCUGGCUAAAUGCGGGAGCGGCAGCAACAUGAUUACUUUUGGAGUGAGUGACGUGGCAUUUAGUAACGGCUGGCCGGCACCCAUGAGUGCAGGCAUGUGAGUGCGUUAAGAUGGUGAAGAGCAGGAGGGGGGAAACUAAAAUGUGUUUAUAUUGUCGUGUCGUGGAUCCAAUCGGACGUGUAGGAUAGUAUCAGAGUUUUGGUUUUUUGUUUUCGAUUUAUCUAUAUGAUUUUAGUUUUCGUCUUCUCAUACCUUUAACGCCGAUAGUUUAUACACUCCUACACCUUACCUUGUCCCGCGCAACCAUCCCCAUGUUUUGUUAGGUUACCUUUUAGAGCUUUAGUUAAGCCGGUGGCAGCUGGUUACGGCUGGUUAAACUGCUGAAUGAUGAGAAAAAAAAACGGCAAUUCGUCUGUGGUUUCGUGUGAAUUAGAUUUACCGAAUUUUAGGCAAACAAAAAUUAAAGUAAAAUAGUCCAUUUAUGUUUCUUUUCGAAAAAGAAACGCGUAGUGUAGAAAUUGGAAAUGUUUGUGCAAUGUUUGGCUAUGCAAAAUUAUUUAAAAAAAAAAUUAAGGGUAAACAGGACCCAACACGGACGGAGUCACGGAAAGUGGUAGUGAAGAAAGGGUGAUCGUUAGGUGUAGUGAAGGGGAAACAGGCAGGAUCUGAUUUAAGGAAAGUUAUAAUUUAAAAACUAAUAAGAUUAUAGUUUUUUUUCUAUAGAGUUAUAAGCUGCUGAAGGAUGUGUAUAUUUCAAUUAUAUUUUUUUGACAGCAAGCUAAGCAUGUGUUUUGUUGCAAGAUUUCUUAUGUUAUUAUUUCUGCUCCUCUGCUUCUGUUACAGGGCUGUUAUCUCUUUUUAUUACAAUCUUUCUUUCUUUCCUAAUACCGAUUUGAGCAUUUUGUAGCAAAAAAAAAUUGCAAAUUGUAUUUGACGCUGUAUUAAUAUUCCGUUUUGCUUAUUUAUUUUCAAAUGUUUUAUCGAAGCUACAAAUCGUUACGAAAGCAAUUUACGCGUAGUGAAGCAGCUUGUUUCGUUGUUUUAUUUUUGUUUAUCGAAGUAAUUUGAUUUUAUAUGAUUUUGUUUUUUUGUUUGUGAUCUGCGCAGCUAAAAAAAGAGGGAUAAGUUCACCUUUCACCCCAAAACGGCACAAAAAACCACGUUAAAAUGGGGAGAAAAAAGCAUACGGAAAGCAGUAAGAGGUCGCGUGCAAGUGCAAGCAUAAGCACAAGCAGCUAGCAGAAAGAGAAGGAAGGAAGCAAAAGAACUGUGAUAAAAAAGAAACAUACAAAACAAAGAACACACACGUGAGCACAAACGAAAAAAAAAGAGCGUAACAAUUCUCAUAAUCUAACACAUAAAGUAGGCGGAAAGGCAAACCCAAUGUAGGUAAAGAAAGGAAGGUAAGCUAGAAAAGGUGGAAGAAAAAAGCAUAGAAGUAUUUCUAAAUUAUAACAUUUUAUUUUGCACACCUGUUUCGGAAUAAAAAGCGGAAACCCCAAACGUGGUAGUAAACAAACGUGAUGAAAAAACAAAAAAGGUGAAAUGUUGGGGCGAAAGAAAGUGAUAAAUAAAAACAAAAAAGGUCGUCUUUAGGCAAAAGGAAGAAAACAUACGAACGGAUUACAAAACAAAAACAAAAAAAAAGAAGGAAACUGAAGCUACUUUUAGGCGUAUGGCGGGUGCCGAAAAAGGUAUAAUGAAAUGAAAGAGAGAGAAAGUACGAUAAGAAGAAAAGAAACUCAAAAACUGUUUAGGACAAAUGUUUAACAAAAUUUUUGUUUUUAAGAAAAUUAUAUAUAUACACCAAAUGUGAAAUGCUAGGAAUGGGCGGUGUUUUUGGAAUGUGAAGUGAACGGAGGUGGCAAAAUUACGAAAAACAUACACGGAACAAAUUAGUCAAAAAAAAAGGAAGGGAACGAAAACAAGAAAAAACUUAACAAAAAAUGGGCAAUGUAAAGAAUGAGGCAAAAAAGGGAGAGCGAGAGGGAGAGUGCUGCGUGUAAAUGACAAAACAAAAACAAAACAAAAAAAAGCAGUGAAAAACAAAAGGUGUUCACAAAAUUACUGUUUCGGUUUGUACAAAAACGAAAAAAAAACGGAGAAGUAGAAGGAAACAAAAUUGUUUUUAGUAGCUAAAAGUGUUGACUGUGGUUCGAGAAAUGAUAAUUCUCUCUAUCUCUUUUUAGGCAUCUCUUUAGGUAUAUGAAAGCAAAACGAAGUAAAAUAACACACACUCACACACGUAUAUAUACUUCUCUUUAGGCAAUCAAAAUUUAAUCUAGAAAACGAAAGUGAACAAAACGAUCGAAUAGAAAAACAAACAAAAAAUAGUCACAGCAGCACUCAGCUGUGUAUGUGUGUUAGUGUAUGAUGUUUACGUAUGAUGUAUGUGUACAAACAGAUCGGUCGAAAAUACUCUCGCUCGAAUGACACAGAAGAGACACAGCCACGAUCACGCUCACGCUCACGCUCACUCUCACGCCCACAGGAAAAAGGGAUUUUCUUGUUUUCUGUUGCUUUCCCAGAGUAGGGCGCCCCCACCACCACCACCACCAUGAACAACAUCACAUUAAAGGUUGUUUUAUUUUGUGUUAUCUAAAUUUAAUACUUUUAGGCAAAAACGUUAUUCAAAAUUAAAUGAUCGGUGUGUGCACGAUCGACUAUUUUCUCGGCUGUUAAGCAACUGUUUUGGAAAACGCAACGACAAACCAAAUUCUCUGAGUGUUUAGUGUGGUUAGAUGAAAGGAGGAGUGUUAAGCUUUUUUCUGCCAAUGUUUCUGUGAGUUCCGAGCAAAAGGCAAAGGUUCUUUGUGUGCGUGUGAGCAAAGGUGCUGCACGGGGUUCUUCCAACCUUCCCAAUUUAACAUCAUCCGGUUCUGUAAAAAAAUAAAAAAAAAACGUUUCGGUAGCGGAUGCCACCUGGUGUGCCAUACGGGAAUGAACGGGAGUUGGGAGAGGAUCUCUUUAUUUAAAAAACAAACAAAUAACACAUACCCUCCUACCCCGUUUUUGCAUAAGGAUAAGCGAUGUGCAGUGCAGUUAACUGUUCUUUAGUUUCCCAUUUUAAAAACUUUCUUUCAAAGCCUUCAAGCCGCUGUCAGAUACGAUCAUAGCACAUUCGGUUUUGCUACCAAUCUUUAUCAUUUCUACUUUCUUUUGCGUUCCAAGCGUUAUCGGAUCUGAUUAAGUAUACGACACAGCAAAACACUUGCUCGAUUUUGUAAUAGGAAAGAGAGAGAGAGAGAGAGAGUAAGAGAAAGAGGGAGAAUAAAAGAGAAGGAAAUAAGCCCUUCAUUAAUAAUAACAAUAUUCGAGCUAACACUGAAACAGCAGAGGGAAGGGUAAUUGAUUUUGAUUUCAAGCAAAAACCAUCUAGCGCCAGCAAUACCCAUACAUAUAUAUGUACGUUAUGUUUUCGAUAUAUACGUUAAUCAAACUUAGCUUUUAAGUUAUGUUUAGUUUGCUAAGCUUUGUCAAUAUAUAUAUAGCUCUUAGUAGUAUUGUUUCGUUUUAUAUACAAUGCUAAGCAUAACAGAGCAACAGAAGUUGUACAAUAAAAUUAAAAGAGUAACAUUAUUUA